Messenger RNA from Seriola dumerili (greater amberjack), 863 nucleotides. Its product is annotated as GTPase IMAP family member 4-like. The annotation marks the transcript as partial. The record is from RefSeq and is a predicted model, not a curated record. NCBI's taxonomy places the organism in Eukaryota, Metazoa, Chordata, Actinopteri, Carangiformes, Carangidae. The transcript is spliced from 2 exons. Gene Ontology annotation, molecular function: GTP binding.
UCUUCAGGUCAGAAGCUACCACGACCUUCAACAACAAUGAACAACUAAGGAUUGUGAUGGUGGGGAAGACUGGAGUUGGAAAGAGCGCCACAGGAAAUAGCAUUUUGGGAAAAACAAGCUUCAAAUCAGACUGCUCCCCUAAAUCUCUGACUUCACAGUGUGAAAAGGUCUUUGGUGACGUUGGUGGACAAAGGGUCGCCGUCAUCGAUACUCCAGGUCUGUUUGACACCAGGAAUGUUCAGAAGGAAACUAUUGAAGUUAUUGCUCAGUGCAUUUCUUAUGCUUGUCCUGGACCCCAUAUCAUCCUGUUCAUAAUCAGCCUGGACAGAUACACAGAGGAAGAACAGCAGUCGGUGCAGAAGAUCCAGAAAAUCUUUGGCGAGGACGCAGACAAAUACAGUAUGGUUCUCUUUACCCACGGUGACAAGCUCAAAGGCAGAUCUAUUGAGGAGUUCUUGAAGGAGAGCGAACACCUGCAGGAACUCGUGGCCAAAUGUAACGGCCAUUACCAUGUCUUCAAUAAUGAGGUGAAGAAUCGCUCGCAGGUGACCGGGCUGCUCGAGAAGAUUCGAAGCAUAAAUGUGCUGAAUGGAGGAAGCUGCUACACCAAUGAGAUGUUCAAGAAGGCAGAGAGCGCAAUUGAAGAGAAGAAGCAACAAAUCCUGAGGGAGAAAGAAGAGCAAAUGCAGAAGGAGCGGGAGGAGCUGAGAAAGGAAAUAGAGCCAAAGUAUGAAGAAGAGCUGAGGAAAGUGAAAGAGAAAAUGAAAGAACUGGAGAAGAAACAGAUGGAGAUGGCCAGACGAGAAGCGGAGAACAGCAGUUCAAUCUACAGUUUGAUGAUGGGUGGAACCAACAAGUGUUGA